UCAAGCAUCAGAAUUCAGAAGAAAGUAACUCGGUGAUUCUAAAACGAAGAAUUUAGGGUUUUGAAGAUGAAGAAGCAGCACCAGAAAAAAGUCGAAAAUUCUGUUAUCAUUCCUCCAAAUGAGCAGCGAUGUGUUGUACAUGAUGGGAAAAAGUGGAGAUGCAAGAACCGAAUUGCUGAUACUGGUAUCAGAUACUGUGAAAAACACGAUCGAGCGAAGAACAAGUAUAAGUUAGUUCGAAGUGAGACGGCUCCGAUGGAAAAGUAUACAAACGGAAAAGAAGGUAACAGUAGCAGUGAAUGUAAUGGUGGUUCGGAGAAAUCUGAGUUUGACUGGAAAGAGAAGAGGAAAAGAACGUUAACGAAGGAAAUUCAAAUUCAUCAUACUUGUGUAGAACGUAGGGUUUCAAAUCGCUUGAAACAGAAGAAGGAGAAUAAGAGGAUAUUGGAUGAUGAUCUGACUGUUAAUGAAUCAACAAAAACAAUUCAACAAAUUACUAAUCACGCUUACAGAAUUGAAGAUGGUCCGCCAGGUUUUCUGACGAAGAGUUUGAAAGCUGAAGCUACAGUGGCAAACUUUGAGACUCAUUCGAGGAGAUGUUAUGAGGAGCUGAAAUCAUCUGGAGAAUCUACGAAUCGCGAAGUUGAAUUGGUGAAACUCUUGGGUCAUUUUGAAAGUGAACGUCUCAGGUUGUCUGUAGAGCUUCAGAGGAAGAGAAACGAGUGCGUCGAAAUCCAGGGCAAGUUAGUCGACUUAGAGCGUAGAAAGAUUGCUGCUGUAGAUGAGUUGAAUCAGUUAAAGAGGAGACAAGAAAGAGAUGCAGAUUCGCGCAUUGCCCGCUUACAGCAAGAUCAGAAGGUUUUAGGCCAAAGACAGGAGGGAAUACUUGGAAGAAUCACUCACUUCGGGGAGGAACAAAAAAAGAUGGACACUGAAUUGAAACACGGGAAAAGGAGGGCAGAGGACGAGAUUCAAGUUUGGAAGAAGAAGUUUUGCGAUUUGGAGACCCGACUCUUGAGCAUCGAAAAGAGGAGAAAGAUAAAGAGUGGAGUGAAUUUGGUAUCAAACCAGACUAACCAGUUAGCAACGGCAUUUCAUUUGGAGGUUCUAUCUAACCUUCUUCAAUUUAAUUGAACAGAUAUGUUCUCGUAAAUGUUAUUCAUGGUGCGGUACUAUAAGUAAAAUUCCGGCUCUUGCUUUCCAUUGUGGUUACAUAGACUGAAAAGUUGGCACUGCCAUAUCUAAAU
Messenger RNA from Papaver somniferum (opium poppy), 1247 nucleotides. RefSeq lists its product as uncharacterized. The record is from RefSeq and is a predicted model, not a curated record. Lineage: Eukaryota; Viridiplantae; Streptophyta; Magnoliopsida; Ranunculales; Papaveraceae. The transcript is spliced from 3 exons. Bases 67 to 1134 code for a protein of 355 amino acids.